AAACGCAUAUAAAGAAUUAAAAUAAGAAAAAGAUAAAAUUAAACGGGUGCAGCAGUGUGACGUACCUGGAAAAUAGUCAAACGCGUGCAAAACUAAAAACGGCCUCGCGCAAAGAAACAAAAAUGGAAAUAUAGGAUUGUCAGCAGUCCGCGAUAGUAUACGCAUUCGCAAAACGCAGCAAGUCGCGUCAAGUGGGCAGUGCAGUUCUCAGCGCAGUGCAACGGAAAGUCUAUUGCGAGCGAGUGUAUUAUACAUGCUCGGCAAUUGUGUCCUACAUUAUAAGCCUAUACAUACAUGCUCUUUGGCUGUGGCAGGCUCAUAAAACUGUAAAUCGUACACCAGGAUAUACAAUCGCUCGAGCGUAUUUAUAUAUGCGCGAGUAUUCAUUGUUUCGAGCGAGAUCCUCGAGAUCGCACUGCAACAAUCGCUCAAAGUGCCUGUGCAUUUCUAGACACAUAAAUGUCAUGGAAGUGUCAUUUUUAGUUUCGGAUGCAAACCAUUUUCUUUAAUUUCUGUGAAAGGCUUCCAAUGAGAUCAACAUGCACAACGAUCAGGAGGACACACAAAAAUGUACCAUCGAACUGAAAGAUCUCCCAGUCGAAGUAUUUCUACACAUCUGCUCGUUUUUGGAUGAGUGCACUCUCAUUCACAGUUUGAGUUUGACAUGUAAACAGUUUCAUCAAAUUCUAAACGACGACUCGAUUUGGAGAGCGAGAAUUCGCCAAACUUGGCCGAAUGUCACGUAUCCAAUUUCUCCGCAUGUUGACGACGAUAAUUUCUUUUGGAAAAGGUCGUGCAUUACUGUUCAAAAAAGAAAAAAAUUAUGGAUGAAAAGUGAUGUCAGAAAAAUUCACUUGGAAAAUGUACACUACAGUACUAUUGAUGGACUCUUGUUGAUGCAUAAAGGUGAGACAUGUGUAUCCGGAGGUAGAGAUCGGUCUCUGGCUAUAUCUCGUUUACCUAACGAAGAAAGACUUCAAUGUGAAUCAACCAUUCAAAGCAAUGCUCAUAAAGGAUGGAUUUGGGGUUUGACAUCCAUUGAAGAUACAAUAUUUAGUUGUAGUUGGGAUGGAAAAGUCAAAUCAUGGGCAAUCGUUGAAACUGGCUUAAGGUGCUUAACAACUUAUGCACCGAUUCAGACAGGUCCAGACUGGAGACAGACUGGUGCUUUACUUUGCAUUGCUUCAUGCUCAGAUUUAAGAUAUUUUGCUACAGGGUCUUUUUGUCAAAAAGUGUUUGUUUAUGAUCCAAGAAAUGGUGAUGAACCCAUAUUCAAAUAUAAACCUCAUAAAAGAUCUGUAAUCAGACUGUCAAUGAAUUCGAAUUAUAUUAUUUCUGCAAGCGAGGACAGAACUGUUAGUAUCUGGGACCAAAGGGCUGGAAAAACAUUACAAAAUAAUGAAGUGUCAAAAGAUUCUUUUAUAAUGAGCAUGUGUAUGCAGAAUAAUGUUGUGUAUGUUGGAGAUAAUUUAGCCAAAAUUCACGUUUUGGAUGAGAAAAAGAUGUUUGAGCCUGUGAAGACUUACAAGACUGAACAUAAAAAAAGUAUUACAGGGAUUCACGUAGAUGCUGGGUGCUUAAUAACAAGUUCUCUAGACAGAACUGUAAAAAUUUCAAGCCCAACUGAUCCUCCAAUACUGCUAUCAGAAUUUGAAUUCAAAAAUGGAGAGAUAGCAAGUAUUGGUUUCUUAAACGAAACCCUAGCUAUAUCGGGCACCGAUGACAUCGAAAUUUGGCAGCUAGCUUACAAGUCAAAAUGUUAAAUGAGUUUGAUACUCACAAUUUUUAACCAUCAAUAAUGAAAAAGCAAAAAUAUAGAUAUAUUCUGUAACCCACGACCGUAAUUCAAAGGUCUACUAGUGAUUCAAAUUAUCUGAUUUCUUUGUUUUUGUAUUAAAGUGAAUUGAGCAAAUUCUUAUUGAAGAAUAAGUUUAUUAUACUACUAUGUAAACAAAUUUUUUAAGUUUAUUACUUUCGCUACAUAUACUUGCGUUCUGAAAAACUUGUUAUAACUAAUAUUACAGAAGAUGAGAAAUAUAUAUAUAUAUAACAUAUAUAACAUA
Molecule: messenger RNA, 2063 nt
Organism: Trichogramma pretiosum
Lineage: Eukaryota; Metazoa; Arthropoda; Insecta; Hymenoptera; Trichogrammatidae
Product: F-box/WD repeat-containing protein 9-like
Exons: 7
Coding region: 540-1763 (407 amino acids)
Molecular function (GO): protein binding
Source: RefSeq, a predicted model, not a curated record